ACACAAGGGACGGCGGUGCUUUCAGAGAGAACCUUAAGGCAUUAACAACCGUAUAGCUACCUGUAGCGCUAGGCAACCACUGAAGCGUGGAAAUGUUUAACAGCCUUCUCAGGGAAUUCGACGACGAUCCGUUCUUCUCCUCAUCUAGGGAUCCCUUCCAGGCACACAAUGAGCGCGUGCGGCAGAUGAUGCGGACCUUCUCCGACCCCUUUGGCCACGACAUAAUGCCACGACUGACGGAUGGGCGAGGCAGGGAGCCUCGAGACAGAGGGACAGGGGGACAGCCUGGCACCAGCAUGGCGCUUCGGCAGGACCGCAUGGGCAUGGACUUCAGAAACCCCUUCAGCAUGAUGGACAAUAUGAUGUUCGGCAUGAGGAAUGUGAUGGAGGAUAUGCACAGAAACUUUGAGAACCUAUCAACAGACUCCAACACCCACUCCUUCAGCUCCUCCUCGGUCAUGACGUACUCCAAGGUCGGGGAUGAACCUCCCAAGGUGUUCCAGGCCUCCAGCCAGACACGUCAGGCACCGGGUGGGAUAAAGGAAACCCGGCGGUCGAUGAAGGACUCGGAGAGCGGGUGGGAGAAGAUGGCGAUAGGACACCAUAUCCAUGACCGAGGACACGUCAUUGAGAAGAAGCACAACCGGAGGACUGGAGAACGGGAGUUCAACCAGGACUUUCAAAACAUGGACGAAACUGAAGCACAGUCUUUCGAUGAUGAAUGGCAGCAGGAGGUAUCGAAAUUCUGUCCACCUACCCGCAUGUCCCGCCUGGAGGCACCGAAAACUAGGGCCGUGCACCGAGCAGCCAUCGCCAAUGCUGAGGAGGGCAGGAGUGAGAAGCCAAAGCUGAAAGCAGAGGGGAGGAAAGCGCGCGUCAGUGACCCCAACGCCAAGGGAUCCAGCAUGAAAAAACAAUGAAGUCAUAGCAGGAAUAAAAACAGGAAUAAAACUCUUCAGGAAACAAUGCUCUGGUGCUCCUGUGUGCCUCCCAGACCAAAUCCCUUUGCUUUCCAGCAGUCUUUUGUUCAGCUGAGCUGGUGGAUAGCUACUGAAAUUUCUACUGUGUUUUCUUUCAGUCCCCUUUCUCCAUGUUUAUGAUCACAGCACAGAUUAAAAGCAGAGUUUUACAUGAAUCCAGUCUCUUUACCAAUCGGAGCAGGUCCAAUCACACAUGCUUGCUGUAAAAGCUAGGGAGAAUCUUUAGGACAGCUAGGAGGAGCAGUGAAACAUAGACUGCAAUGUGCUGUAGGAAUUCAGGAAUCAUUUCAUUGUCUGAGAAUGUAGACAAACACACUGAUUUUUUUUUCCCCCCGAAACAGCAGGGUUACAAGAUGCCAUUCAUGUAUUUGGGAUACACAACAAAAGGCAUAGAAACACUGUAAUUUUAGGUUACAGCAGAUUGUGCACCUGAGUGAGUAGAAAACUCUGUAUCUCAUUUUAAGGUUGUACAGAAUGCAUCCGUAAAGGUCACAAAUAUAUUUUGAGAAUUUUGUUGUUUAUAGUUCCUGCAUACAUUUAGAUUAAUAGUGUGUGUAUAUGUGAAAUGUGUAGUUGCCAUGAUCCUCAAGAUAUUUUAUCUGCUGUAAGUUGUCUUUGUAAAAAUAUAUAUAUAUAUAUAAACAA
Molecule: messenger RNA, 1625 nt
Organism: Megalops cyprinoides (Indo-Pacific tarpon)
Lineage: Eukaryota; Metazoa; Chordata; Actinopteri; Elopiformes; Megalopidae
Gene: mlf1
Product: myeloid leukemia factor 1
Exons: 8
Coding region: 93-920 (275 amino acids)
Biological process (GO): regulation of DNA-templated transcription
Cellular component (GO): cytoplasm; nucleus
Source: RefSeq, a predicted model, not a curated record